CCCUACUAAGUAACUAGCCAAUGGCAGCAGUUUUUAAUUGAAGGAUAGAGCCAAUCACAAUUUAGAUUGCUUAUAGGCGACUUCCUUCCUUGUACAUCAUUCAUUCUUUCAAAAUGGCUGAACACGAUGCGAGUUUCGUUGUAAUUGGUGAAAAUGCCAAUAGAUCCCCCAUCAAAGCUUCAAACAGAAAACAGAUUCAAAUUCAGAGAAAUAAACUGUUCUUAUUUCCUGCCAACCAAGUGACAACAAUAUAUAUAUAAGCUCGAAUGGAUGUGAGAGGAUCUAAGCAAAUUUGUUGAUUUAUAAAAAAGCAGUCAAGAAUGGAAGAGGAAACAGAGCAUUUAGCUGCAAUGUUAUCUAUUGUAGAUGAACAGUCACACAAAUUGACAGAAUUUUUAAACUCUGAAGAUUUAAAACCAGAUCUAUCAACAAUAUUUUCAUCUUCUAAAGACAUAAAAACAGAAUUUACAUUUUCAUCUAUGGUUGAUGCAAAACCCAACUUGACAUUCACAGCUUCUCAAGAUUUUAAACCCUAUACUACAACAGAGUUUUCAUCUUCUAAAGACACAGAAACAGAAUUUUCAAGUUUUUUAUCUUUUGAUAACUUUACACCCAACAAAACAUUUAUAGGCUUGCAAGAUGUUAAACCUGAUGUUACAACUGAGUUUUUAACUUGUAAAGAUAAAAAGCCUGUAUCAUCAUUAUCAUCAUCUGAAGAUAACAAAUCAGAAGUCACAACUUUAUCAAGUAGUAAAGAUUCAAAACCAGAUUUAUUGACAGGAUUUUUACAUUUUGAGGAUAAACAACAAAAAGGGCUUGAACUUCAAGUUGAAGAAAAUCUCCAAUUUUCUAGACACAAAAGAUAUCAGAUUGUUUCUAGUCAAAAAUACAAAAGGUUUUCUCAAAGUUCUAACUUAAAAAAACAUAAACCAGGUCAAGAAGGAAAUGAGCAAGUUGAAUAUGAUGGUGACCAUGAGAAUCUCUCUCAAAGUUGUAAUUUCAGUAACAAUAAAAAAGUCCUCUCAGGAGAUAAGCCAUACUUAUGUGAUGUUUGUAAUAAAAGGUUCUCUCAUCGAUGGAAAUUAUAUAUACAUCUGAAAAUGCAUUCAGGAGAUAAGCCAUAUAAAUGUGAUGUUUGUCAUAAAAGGUAUACUCAAAGUUCUGGUUUAAGUACACACAAAAGAAUUCAUACAGGAGUAAAGCCAUAUGAAUGUGAUGUUUGUCAGAAAAGGUUUUCUCAAAGUUCUACUUUAAGAACACAUAAACAGGUUCAUUCAGGAGGUAAGUCAUAUGAAUGUGAUGUUUGUUAUAAAAAGUUUUCUCAUAAUUCUAGUUUAAAAACACAUAAAAAGGUUCAUUCAGGAGAAAGGCCACUUGAAUGUGAUGUUUGUCAUAAAAGGUUUUCUCAAAGUUCUAAUUUAAAAAAACAUAAAAAGGUUCAUUCAGGAGAAAAAUCAUAUGAAUGUGAUGUUUGUCAUAAAAGGUUUUCUCAAAAUUCUACUUUAAGAGCACAUGAAAAGGUUCAUUCAGGAGAAAGGCCACAUGAAUGUGAUGUUUGUCAUAAAAAGUUUUUUCUACGUUCUAAUUUAUUAAGUCAUAAAAAGGUUCAUUCAGGAGAAAGGCCACAUGAAUGUGAUGUCUGUCAUAAAAGGUUUUCUCAAAGUUCUACUUUAAGAACACAUGAAAAGAUUCAUUCAGGAGAAAGGCCACAUGAAUGUGAUGUAUGUCAUAAAAGGUUUUCUCAAAUGUCUUAUUUAAAAAAACAUAAAAAGGUUCAUUCAGGAGAAAGGCCGCAUGAAUGUGAUGUUUGUCAUAAAAGGUUUUCUCAAAGUUAUAAUUUAAAAAAACAUAAAAAGGUUCAUUCAGGAGAAAGGCCACAUGAAUGUGAUGUAUGUCAUAAAAGGUUUUCUCAAAUGUCUUAUUUAAAAAAACAUAAAAAGGUUCAUUCAGGAGAAAGGUCACAUGAAUGUGAUGUUUGACAUCCAAGGUUUUCUCAAAUUUCUUGUUCAUCUUCACACACAAAAAAUUCAUUAAAAAAAAAGUUGUCUCAGAAGAAUAAUUUGUUAUGAAACAUGUGUUGUUGAAUGUUAUAAGCCAUAUGUAUGUAUGAAAUAUUUUCUUAAAGCUCUUACUUAUGUGCUCUUGAAAAAGUCAUUCAAGAGACAAGCCACAUUAAUCUGGUAUUUGUCAGAGAUUUUCUCAAAGUUUAUUCAGGAGAUAAGCCACAUGAAUGUUGAUGUUUGUCACAAAAGAUUAUGUCAAUUAUCUAAUUUAAAUACUCAUAAAAUUCAUUCUAGAGGUAAGCCAGGAAAUUCAUCAUUACUAAAAACCAAGUUAAUGUCAUUUUUAACAUAAAUAAUUAAUACUAGAGCAAAUUAUUAUUUAAUAUCUUGUUAUAAUUUUUUCUCUUCACAUAACUUUAACUAGUGGUCAUCCAAUAGUGCACCAUUGUUUAUUAAUUUUAACGAGCAGACCCGCUGCGUAUCAUACGCCGCUAUUUAGUUGUUGUUUUUUUCUACUUUUCAGUAAUUU
Molecule: messenger RNA, 2532 nt
Organism: Physella acuta
Lineage: Eukaryota; Metazoa; Mollusca; Gastropoda; Physidae
Product: zinc finger protein 253
Biological process (GO): regulation of transcription by RNA polymerase II
Molecular function (GO): DNA-binding transcription factor activity, RNA polymerase II-specific; RNA polymerase II cis-regulatory region sequence-specific DNA binding
Source: RefSeq, a predicted model, not a curated record